AUGUUUUGUGUGGGUGAAUUCUCUUUCUCUGUAUUUGUGGAGAUUCUCCUAAUAAUACCAACUGUUUUAUUUUCAUUUAAGCUUGUAAACACGCAUGAUCCUCCUGAUUUUGAAGCCAUUGUUGGUAUCAAUUCAUCCGCAAUUUCGAAUAAUGGAAUAUUUUUUGGCCUUGUUACGGGCGAUAUUAUGUCUAGUGUCCACAGAAGAAGAUUUCAAUAUACUAAUUGGCUACAAUACUUGAAAUAUUUUGAAUUUGGUUACAGCUAUAUUAUUGAAGGACAUCCAAAUAUUCCAUACAAUCAUUCGACAAUUGUUCCGAAAUUCAUUAUUAAGUAUGAUAAAAAUAGUGAAAGGGCCGCCAAAAAAUUAUCAGCCGCAUACUAUUUUUAUUACAAUACAUCCUACAAAUGGCUAUGGAUAUCGAAUGAUGAUGUUUCAGUUAGCAUUACCCGCCUGCGUAAACUUGUUAAUCAAUUGAAUAUCCUUUAUGAUACAAAUAAGGAAACAGUGGUUCUUGGUGGAUGUGUUGGACACAUGAAACCAUUCAUCCAAGGUGGAAGUGGCAUGAUUCUUUCAAGAAAAGCCGCAUAUAAAUUCACAGAAUUUGGUGUAAAGUGGAUCAAAGAAAAGGUUGUCUGGGCGGAUGACGUAGAAUUCAAUGAAUUUAUAUGGGAUAUCGGAGAAUCACCUGCUUCUUGCAAUAUUCCUCACAUGGUCGGUCAUCCAUUAGAUUAUGUCCUGCCAAUUAAUAUGAAAACAAUGCCUGAAUGCGGUGAUAUUGAAAAUACACCAAAUGCAUGUUUCAGAAAACCUCAAUCUGCAGAUGACAUCGUUGCAAUUCAUCUGAACAGAUUUCCUCAUGGCUGGGAUCAGAUUUUAGAGUUGGAGAAGCAUACUGGUGAAGGAUUAAUGUGGUAUAACAUUCAGCACAAAUCAAAAUUAUGUAAAGUUAAAUUAUCUGAAUUGCCUCCAAAGCCAACACUCCCAACCAAUAUAACCACUGCAAAUAACUCUGACAUAAGAGUGAAUACCACAGUUCCAACUAAUAAUACUGUUCAAAUUAAAACUAAUAUUAGUUUGGAAAACUCAAAUAAUGCGACAAUAUCAAACAGUUCCAACUUAUUAGUUAACACUUCAUUGCCAACUAGUAAUUCAACUCAAAAUAUUUUCAAUAUUAGUUUGAUUAACUCAACAAAGAGAGAUCCAAUAGUAUUAACUAACUCAACAGAGACAAAUAGUUCUAAUGUAUUAGUUAACUCUACAUUACCAACUAGUAAUUCAACUCAUUUUAAUUUCAAUAGUAGUUUGACUAAUACAACUAAUAUGACAGUUACAAAUAGUUCUAGUUCAUACGUUAAUACAACACUGCCAGAUAGGAAUUCAACUCAUAUUAAUUCCAAUAUAAGUUUGACCAAUUCAACUAAGGAAGAUUCAGUAGUAUUAACUAAUUCAACAAAUGUAUAUAAUUCCAGUUUAAUAGUUAAUACUACAUUGCCAACUACUAAUUCAGCUCAGAAGAAAAUCAAUAGUAGUUUGACCAAUUUAAGUAAUAUGACAGUUGCAAAUAGUUCUAGUUUGUCAGUUAAUACUUCUAUGCCAGCUAAUAAUGCAACUGAUAUCAGUUUGAUUAAUUCAACCAAGAAAGAUCCAAUAGUAUUGACUAAUGCAACAAGGGUAUCUAAUUCUAGUGUACUAGUUAAUAUUACAUUUCCAACUCAGAAUUCAUCUCUGAAUUCAAUAAAAAUUAAUUUGACCAAUCCAAGUAAUAUGACUGUUGCAAAUACUUCUAGUCUAUUAAGCAAUACUACAUCUCCAACUGGCAAUUCAACGCCAAUUAAAUUCAAAAAUAAAGUGACAAAUUCAACAAAACCAAAGAGACCAGCUUUGGUUACCAGGACAAAAAGUUCUAUGAAAAAACGCCACAAUAGUAAUAAAUCUCACAGUUUAACCCAUUCUAGUAAGAAAAACUCCCAUUUUACCAAAUCCAAACCAUCAUGA
Messenger RNA from Trichomonas vaginalis G3, 1998 nucleotides. RefSeq lists its product as uncharacterized. The transcript has a single exon. Bases 1 to 1998 code for a protein of 665 amino acids. The record is from RefSeq and is a predicted model, not a curated record. NCBI's taxonomy places the organism in Eukaryota, Parabasalia, Trichomonadida, Trichomonadidae.